This is a messenger RNA of Monopterus albus (swamp eel), 3435 nucleotides long. RefSeq lists its product as uncharacterized. NCBI's taxonomy places the organism in Eukaryota, Metazoa, Chordata, Actinopteri, Synbranchiformes, Synbranchidae. The record is from RefSeq and is a predicted model, not a curated record. The transcript is spliced from 2 exons. The coding region runs from base 1820 to 2791 and encodes 323 amino acids.
UGCAUUGAGGGUUAUUGUCCAGUCAUACUGUUGUGGGUUAAGUGUUAAUUAGAGUGACAGCUUGGGGUAAGAAACUGUCCUUGUGCCUGGUUGUCUUGGUGCACAGUGACCUGUAACGUUGUCCAGAGGGGAGGAGUUCAAACAGAUUGUGUCCCAGGUGUGAGGGGUCUUCUCCACCCUCCAGCUCUGCUGUCUCACCUUGAGAGACACAAAUCUCCUCAGAGCUCUGGGAGGACGUGACAGUCUAUGAAGGGGUCAGAGUGACUCUGCAGAGCAGUCUGAAAACAUCUGACUUAUAUAAUGUCCUCAGUCAAAUGUCAGCCUCCAAAUGGUGUGUAGUGUCUCCACCUGGUGGAGAUCAGUGAGGAAGGCAGGUGCUGAGACAGCAGUUGAACGUGUUUUGAAAACGUAGGUUUAUUUGCUUUUUUGUUAUGAAGUCGAUCAGCCAGAUCAGUACCUCUCUGUAUACUAAGUAUCAAGCCACAAGUGUGAAGACUGAUGGACAACACUAAAACAUAUUGUAUCUCAGUAUGGUGCAGCCUGUUGCUUAAUGAAAACUGUUCAGUGCCUAGCAGCUUUCAAGAGUCAAGGAUAAAGUCCAACUUUGAACGCGUGUGCAGUUUGUGGAAUCAGUGUAUCUUCUGAUCAGUGCAUUACGCCUGACCCCAUGCCGUAUUUUGCCAGUCAGGUCAUUGUUGUAAAUUCAUAUUUAUAUUGAGGAAAGCACAAAGGUUUUGUAUUUGUAAUUUCUUGAAGUUGUAACUUUUUAAAACUUAUUCUGUCAGGCAAAAUACACACUACCUAUUAUAUGUAUGAUUUACAAGAGUUUACAAAAACAGAGUUUUGCAUACAACUUAUUUGUUUGUGCACAGCCAUAGGCUAAUACACGUGCAUAUUAUUGCCAGCUGUCUUACCUCAUAUGAGACUGAUGCCAAAAUAGAAAGACUAUGGCAGGCAAAUGCUAAUUUUCAGAUUUAGAAUGAGGUUCAAAGACACAGAAAGACAUACAGAAGGGUUAUGUUUGGGAUCAGAGAGUACAACUGUUUCAAGCUCAGCUCAGGCUCUAACAAAGAAACAGGUUCAGGCUAAAGUUCAGACAAAGCUAGAUUUAGAGUCAGGUUUAGGAUUGUAUAUGGAGACAUUAUUACAUUCACACAGUAAAUUUACAGUAUGGACAAUCUGACAAAUAUUGAGCACUGUAUCACAUAUAAAGAACAUUGUAUAAGGGCUACAUAGCCAAUUUCAAAGCAACAAAUAAAUUUGUAUUUUAAACCAAAUACCUAAUAUUUCAUGUAUAAAUCUAGUAGAUGAAACAAGGGAAGAAUGACAAAUGAAAAGUGAUUGAGACAAUAUGUGCUAAAAGAACUGAAGGGCUGUGUAGAUAUCAAGCUCUUGUAGCAGUAGUUUGCACCUAAAAUCUCUCUUUUGUCAAGGCAUUUCCAGAAAGGAAAAGACCUUUGACCAAAUUGCUUAGGCUUAUACAUAUAUGUAAGGUACAGAUAUGAGAGCUGUAUGAGCUGGUCUCGGCUAACAACGAAAAAUAUACACAAAAUACUGAUCUUUUAACACGUAUUUCAAAUUGAGGUUAUAUGCUCCUAAACAUUACGACCCCGAACCCUGUUGCAUGUUUACCUUUAAAGAGAGCGAUGACGUCACGAGGAGUGGAACGGACCAACGGUUCCUGUGAUGUGCUUAUGACGUCAGAAGACGAUUAACUGGGCUGAUUUGCUCUUUCACUCAGACAAGCUUAACAAACCAAGGUAACAAAAGCAGUGUACAUUUAGUUAAAUUCACGAAACGCGAAUAACGGUCAAACAGAAUGAAUAAGCCUACAGUAGAAAUGCUUGAGUCACAGGACUUGACGGACAUUGAACUAGAAAAGGUUAUUGUUCCACAGAUAGAAAGUAUUUUCACACAGUUGAGCAGGCAUCAGAUAGAACUGCUAAAGUCUGGCGAGCCCGAUGAUUUCGCAAAAGGCUUGUUUGCGAAGUUGCUGCUGGAUCUUAUUGAAAGCCUGACGAAGGCACGAGCUGAGGCUCUGAAUGACAACGGUGUAGCCGUGCUACAGCAUCUCCUUAUUUCAGAUUUAUCCAAAGCACUCGCUAUGAGUUUUUCCGAGACCUUCAACAUUAAACAGGCCUGUGCAGACCAAUUGGCCGACGUAAUUGUAACGGAGGCCAAAGGAAGCCUUCAGUCCCUGUCUAGUGAGGACUGCGUAACCAUUCUUUGCACACCAACUGAUACGACUUCGGUCCAUGGAUCGGGGACUGAGACACUGGCACAAGAACAGUCCCUAGACAUCAACGUUGUGGAAGAUAGGACACCUUCCUCAGCUGCCAGUGUUUCUGCCGCAGUAUAUGUGGAACCUGGGGAGGGUCUAGAACUACAGACAAAGAAAAAGAUGAUGUUUGUCAGGUUGCUGUUGGAAAAGCUGGUCUCAAAGACAUACAAAGAAGCAAAAAUUGACAUUAGAUUAGGAAAGCCAGAAGCCAUUAUUGAGGAAUUAUAUGAUGAAUCACUGGCAGAGGUGAAAAACAUCGACUUUGACACCAGCAGAAAAGGCAAAAAACUCUACAAGGCCAUUUUCAAAGAACUUCAUGAGAAUUCGAACAAUUCAUAUAUGCAACUUCUGGUUUCCAUGCAAACAGAUUCAAAAAAAGUGGCAAAAUGCAUUGCCUCAUCUAUCAGAUCUCACCUGACAAAACCAAAACAGUGUAACCCCACCUCCAAUUUCUUCUCACCUCUACUUGGCCAAAUCUUCAGACAAACAAACAGAGUUGGGAUUGUUUAGGUGAAUGUAAGACUCAUGGUGUCUCUUUUUUCCCUUCCAGAGUCUAAUAAAGAGUUCCAGUCCUGCCUCACAUCAAGGUUGCCUUCUGCAGAAGUAAAUCCCCACCAAAACAUUUUGGUGGGGAUUUACUUCCACAGCCUCCUGGUUUCCUGGUUGUGAGGCAGUUCUUGGUCUCAGGUCACCCCAGUAGACAACUGUUUGACAGAUAGAUAACCAGGAUCCUUUCUGAGUGUUACAGUUGUCUACUAGUGCUGUCCCUGGUAGGCCAAAGGUUAAGGUGCAGCACUCUCGCUAUGGCACCCCAGGUUCGAAUCAGGGUUGCGUCAGGAAGGGCAUCUGGCGUAAAACACGUGCCAAAUGUCAUCAUGCGAGUUGACCAUGUGAUGAUUUGCUGUGGCGACCACUAAACAGGAAAAGCUAAAAGUGACUUUCAACAGUUGCCUGUUGUGGGUUUUCUCCAGGAGCUCUGGUUUCCCACUCUUAAAAAAAAGAACAUGCAACUGAUUCUUAAUUUGGACUUAUUUUGGCUCUUUAAGUUGUACUUCAAAAUCAUGAAAUCAAAUAAAAACAUUUGAAUACAUCAAAUUAGAGAUUUAUUAUUGCUUUAUUUAUUAUUGAGGUCUUAGUUAAAGGUGCACUGUAAA